UACGGAGAGCGAAACUAUCACCAUGUUGGUGCAGUGUUGACACCACACCUCUGGCCGAGAGUGAUCAGUUCUUGGCUGAAUCCUCCGUUGGCAUCAAGUGAAUCUCUCUCUCUCUCUCUCUCUCUCUCUCCCCUCUGGUUCCUCCCAGGAUUUGCGUUGUUACAGUGAUUAAUUUAUCAUUUCCUUUCAAUGGGUUAUCUCCCAAUUCCCAAGCCCAACAAUCUCGAUUCUGGUAGAACCAAGUCUCAGAGGAAUAGAAAGCCUUUCAUGGUUCCUCAUGAACUUUAAAGUCGAUUCUCCAUCAAAUUACCGUGCAAUGGAAAGAAAGAAUGGAAGGGUAUUUACGUAAUCAACCGUAAAUGCAAAUGAUUAAAAAAAUUGAAUGAGAAUUAUUCCUUUAAUUUCUCGGACCUUCUUCAUCUUCUUCUUCUUCUUCUUCACUUUACCAAUUACCAUACACCCCCAAGCUCACACCGACACCUUACUACACUCCCAAAUCUCUUCAAAUCUCCCAGGAAGAACUUCUAUACAGAGAUAUACAGUAAAGCCCAUUACAAACCCUGAAGUACCUAAGCCUGAAAAUGGCGGAAACCAACUUUUGUGGAGCUCCUCUCAUUCUUCUACUACUUUCGACCUCAUCUCUAGUGGUGGUGUCAGUGGAAUCCGCCAUUGGUGUAAACUGGGGAACCGUCUCUUCUCACAGGUUAGCUCCUUCCAUCGUCGUAGAUCUUCUCAAGGAAAACAAGAUACCCAAAGUGAAACUUUUUGAUGCGGACCCAAAUGCUCUUUCUGCUCUCAUGGGAACUCGGAUUGAGGUUAUGGUGGGCAUUCCGAACGAGAUGUUGUCCAUCUUAAGUUCUUCACCUAAUGUUGCAGAUUUGUGGGUUCGUCAGAAACUUUCCAGAUAUCUAGUUAAAGGUGGUGUUAAUAUCAGGUACAUUGCAGUUGGGAAUGAGCCAUUCCUCACCAGCUAUUCGGGUCAGUUCCAAUCCUAUGUUGUUCCUGCUCUGCUCAAUCUACAGCAGUCGUUGGUGAAAGAGAAUCUGGCAAACUUCAUAAAGCUAGUAGUCCCUUGCAAUGCGGAUGCAUACGAGUCUUCCCUUCCUUCACAAGGAGCAUUCCGCCCUGAACUGACCCAAAUCAUGACUCAACUAGUUUCCUUCCUCAACUCAAUUGGCUCCCCCUUUGUUGUCAACAUCUAUCCGUUUCUGAGCCUCUAUGGAAACUCAGAUUUCCCAGAAGACUACGCAUUUUUUGAUGGCACAUCGCACUCUGUCACAGACGGGCAAAAUGUUUAUUCUAAUGCUUUUGAUGGAAAUUUCGACACACUAGUAGCUUCUCUUAACAGGAUUGGAUAUGGUCAGAUGCCCAUAGUCAUUGGUGAGAUCGGCUGGCCGACAGAUGGUGUUCUGAGUGCAAAUCUCACCGCUGCUAGGGCUUUCAACCAAGGCCUCGUAAAUCAUGUCCUGAGUAACAGAGGAACCCCUCUGAGACCAGGUGUUCCACCAAUGGAUGUUUAUCUCUUCGGCCUUCUUGACGAAGGUGCAAAGAGCGUUCUUCCUGGGAACUUUGAGAGGCACUGGGGAAUAUUUUCCUUUGAUGGUCAGGCUAAGUACCCUCUGAAACUUGGCUUGGGCAGUGGAUUAUUGAAGAAUGCAAAGGAUGUUCAGUACUUCCCAUCAAGGUGGUGUGUUGCAAACCCGUCAAUGGAUCUUUCAGGCGUGGCCAACCAUUUCAAACUUGCUUGCAGUGUUGCAGAUUGCACGACACUCAAUUCUGGAGGAUCGUGCAAUGGAAUUGGAGCUAAGGGGAAAAUCUCAUAUGCCUUCAACAGUUAUUAUCAGCUACAAAAGCAGAAUGAACGUAGUUGUGAUUUUGAUGGGCUUGGUAUGGUCACAUUCCUUGAUCCUUCAGUUGGUGAAUGCAGGUUCCUUGUUGCGGUCGGUGACAAUAGUUCAGGUGUUAGACUACAUCUUGAAUAUAUUUCUGUCUGGGUUUUGUUUUUGUGGGUGUCUAUGUUUCUAAGACUUUUAGGUUCUCUGUGAUGUGAAAUGGUUUCACAAGUGGGUUUUCUUAUGACCCCCUGUUGUGAAAUCAUUGUAAGUUAAUACAUUAUAAAUGUAAUACAAAUAGAGAGGGAAAAAGAAACUAUUAUACAAUUAUUAGAUUACAAAGUAGUUGAACUUCAUUUUAGUAA
Macadamia integrifolia is the source of this 2197-nucleotide messenger RNA. Its product is annotated as glucan endo-1,3-beta-glucosidase 5-like. The coding region runs from base 582 to 2045 and encodes 487 amino acids. The record is from RefSeq and is a predicted model, not a curated record. Gene Ontology annotation, cellular component: plasma membrane. Lineage: Eukaryota; Viridiplantae; Streptophyta; Magnoliopsida; Proteales; Proteaceae. Gene Ontology annotation, molecular function: hydrolase activity, hydrolyzing O-glycosyl compounds. Gene Ontology annotation, biological process: carbohydrate metabolic process. The transcript has 2 exons.